UCGGUUUCUGGGCAAAGAACAGUAAACAACAACCAAUCCGAUCCAAACAGUUUAUUACUAAUGACAGAUAGAUAUAGAAAUCUGUAAGAACAGUUCUGUUGACGGAAACAGAAAUUGCAGAGCCGGAGAUGGUGUUAAACACCGGGUUAGUAACAUCGGUGGCCACCGUAUCUGCCGACAUAUGGCAAUCGGUAGCAUGUUUCUCGGAACGAAUUACCAACGAAGAAUUGUUAGAUCUGGUGGUUUAUUUUCCACUUCAACAAUUAGGUCGUUUUGCGCUUUGUCUUUGGAAUUUCUUCUGCGUUCCCACGUCGCCUGUCGAUUCUAUUUAUUACUCUUAUUACAAUUAUGACGACGAAUAUGAUUCAGAUUCCGAUUCCUAUUUGAGUUCAGCCGGUGGUUGUUUUUCGGGUUAUGAUCCGUACUACGAUUCUCAUUCCGACUGAUUUCUCCUCCAAACAGAAGUGUGAUGGUAACUGGUUUACCGUCGUUUCACCGUGUACAGUAGUGGCUUUCAGAUUUUCUUGCCUUUUCAUUUUAUAUAGCAAAUGAAUGAAAUGUUGUUAAAUGCACAGUUGUUCGAUUUGAUUAAUUGCUAGGUUGUCUAAAA
Cynara cardunculus var. scolymus (artichoke) is the source of this 610-nucleotide messenger RNA. RefSeq lists its product as uncharacterized. The transcript has a single exon. The record is from RefSeq and is a predicted model, not a curated record. The coding region runs from base 129 to 446 and encodes 105 amino acids. Lineage: Eukaryota; Viridiplantae; Streptophyta; Magnoliopsida; Asterales; Asteraceae.